AUGCCUCAACGUCUCUCUAUAUAUACUCCGUUACGAUCCACUUUCUCCUACCGCGUCACGGUCGCCAGAUUUAGCACGAGCAGCGACAAUGCCGUCAUCCAGACCCAGCACGUUCCCGCCCCAGGGUCGGGGAACAUUCGCGUCCUGCUUUUGAACCGGCCCAAGGCACGCAACGCAAUCUCUCGCGAUCUCCUCGACGGGCUUGCCAGGAAUGUUAAAUCUAUUGCCGCUGAAGGAGGCUCAGGGCCAACGCGUGCUCUGGUCAUCGGCAGCAACGUCGACUCGGCCUUCUGCGCGGGCGCAGAUCUCAAGGAACGUGCGGGCAUGAGCCGGGAAGAAACAGCCGAAUUCUUAUACAAUCUGCGAAGCACCUUCCGCAACCUCUCGGAGCUCCCCAUUCCCACCAUCUCCGCCGUUUCCUCUAUGGCGCUGGGCGGCGGCCUUGAACUUGCUCUAAGCACACAUCUUCGCGUCUUCGGCUCCUCGUGUAUGGUCGGACUUCCCGAGACAAGGUUGGCCAUUAUUCCUGGGGCUGGAGGUACCUAUCGCCUCCCCAGUCUGAUUGGCGUGAACCGUGCACGGGACCUUAUUCUCACUGGACGGCGCGUAUCCGGCCCGGAGUCGUAUUUCAUCGGCCUAUGCGAUCGGCUUGUGGAGGUGCUCCCGGAAGAGGAAGGAAAGGAGGGUGUGGCGAGGGAGAAGGUCCUCACGGAAAGUAUCAAGCUGGCGCUGGAGAUCUGUGAGGGCGGGCCAAUUGCCAUCAAGCAGGCCUUGAAGGCUGUGAGUGAGUAUCAACGGGGCGAGGAGGCUGAAAAUGAGGCGUACGACGGCGUGAUGGGCACCGAAGAUCGGUUUGAGGCUCUCAGGGCGUUCGCGGAAAAGCGGAAGCCCGUCUUCAGGGGGCGAUGA
Messenger RNA from Aspergillus niger, 909 nucleotides. RefSeq lists its product as uncharacterized. The record is from RefSeq and is a predicted model, not a curated record. Gene Ontology annotation, cellular component: mitochondrion. Gene Ontology annotation, molecular function: enoyl-CoA hydratase activity. The transcript is spliced from 2 exons. Gene Ontology annotation, biological process: fatty acid beta-oxidation. Lineage: Eukaryota; Fungi; Ascomycota; Eurotiomycetes; Eurotiales; Aspergillaceae. Bases 1 to 909 code for a protein of 302 amino acids.